Molecule: messenger RNA, 1422 nt
Organism: Dracunculus medinensis (Guinea worm)
Lineage: Eukaryota; Metazoa; Nematoda; Chromadorea; Rhabditida; Dracunculidae
Source: the annotation of a GenBank genome assembly
AUGGGAUUUCUGUCACCCAUCGAUCGCUUAAAGAUGCAAAUUUCAUGUAAACGUUUUCAAGAUUCCAAUCUUGCAUGGAAUGAUAUUAUUGCCAUAGAUGUUCGAUCUGACGUCUAUACAUACGGAGAUUUUCAACAAAAACGUCCUUUUCAAUUAGUUUCUUCGAGUGUUACUUCAAAAAUACUCUAUCAUAUAAAGCUUAUUAAUAAAGACGGUAAAGUGUUUCGCUUGAGAAAUACAAUUGAAAAAUUUGGGAAUAAGUCAAUGGAAGUUAUGUUCCUAAGACUUACAUCGCUAGUGGAGAUUACUAUUUGGGAUUGUGCACUGGGUGAAGAAUUUAACGGUACUUUAAAAUUCAAAAAAUCUAAAAUUUAUAGUCCAGCUAAACGUCUUCUCAAUACUUUAUUUUCACGACCAAAUCUAUCAACGAUAUUUAUUCUGGAUUCUUGCGAUCAAAUCAAUGUUUCUUACAAAGUUGCCUUUCCACGAUCUAUAGUUGAAUAUAUUAAAGGACCUGUGGCUAAUUUUCAACUGACUGGUUUAUAUAUAUCAUGGCGCACAUUUGACGCAUUGUGUAAUAAAUUAAGUGGUUCAUUGAAAAGAUUGGCAAUCGGUUGCACUUAUGGGAAAAAUUCAAGGCGUGAUCGUUAUAUUAGAGCUCUCGAGAAAUUGGAGAAAUUAGAAGAUAUCGAUAUACCUCCAUAUGUAUUUCAUCUGGGUGAUUCAGUAGAAAUCGACAAAAGGAUUCAAAGAUUAUUCCAGACAUUACCUUUAAUAUCAUUAGGUUUUCGGCAUUACAAUUCAGCCUCAUUAUUCCAGUACAUUGAGUUCCAGUUGCCUCAAAAUAUUCGACUUCUCAGGAUUCACCACAACAAAAAUCGCAUACCAAAUUUUGCGCAACUUGGCCAGCCGCAAUUGGAAUAUAAGUCUGUUUCAAGAAAAACUUCUUGGCUAAGUUCUCGACAAACAUGCAUGGGCUCCAGUUCAUCAUAUAAUAGUAUCGCAAGUGGAACGAAUGAUGAUUGUAGCGUUCAUCGUAGAAGUUCUUGUGCAUCAAAUGGUUCAAUCACCAGUCAAACGACCGCUCAAAGUGAAAGGAAAAAUUCGAAUAUUUCACUUCAGUUUCGAAAUUUAACAAUAUUCGCAAUUCAAGAAACAGUCCGGAGAUCAAUGAUUGAAAAUAUUUCGAAAAUAGACCGGCGGUACUAUGCAGGGGUUCAAAUAUUUUAUAUAAAAGAAAGUUUGAAUAAUCAAGAAAUGUUGGGCCGAAUGGCAUCACCAAUGCAUUCACCUUAUGUUUAUUCUAAAUCAAAUAAACGAGAAGUUCGAAUAAUUAAAGGCGAUCUUGUACGACCAAUACCGUUAUCUAGCCUUGGCAUGGAAAGUGACUAUGAAAUGUCUGAUUGGGAAGAUAAUUUUUAA